This is a messenger RNA of Galleria mellonella (greater wax moth), 4985 nucleotides long. RefSeq lists its product as uncharacterized. Gene Ontology annotation, cellular component: extrinsic component of mitochondrial inner membrane. The transcript is spliced from 7 exons. Lineage: Eukaryota; Metazoa; Arthropoda; Insecta; Lepidoptera; Pyralidae. The record is from RefSeq and is a predicted model, not a curated record. Bases 114 to 4934 code for a protein of 1606 amino acids.
GUGGUUGAGACAAUUCGGUCAGAAGUAAACUGAAUUUAGAAUUAGUCAGACGCGUCGAUUGCAUAAAAUUAAAUGGUUACCGUGAUAAUAUUUUCGUGUGUGGUGAAAUUAAAAUGAGUAGCAAAAAGGGUAAAGGUAAACGGCCCAACAAGCCACCCAAUCUGAAUCCUCCUCAAAUAAAAGAAGAUAUAGUGCCAAAAAAAGAAGAAGAUGUACCUGUUGCCGAGACAGCUGAAAGUGAAAGUGAACAGCGCGUCCCUGAAAUAGUUAGCGAGAUUCCAGCUAUAACAGCUGAUUUAAAGGAUGAAACUAAUACUCCCAAGAAACCAAAGAGAAAUAGAGGUAAGAAGAAAAAACAAGAUAAAGAUACGGAGUUUGAAGAUACUAAUAUUGAAAAGUCUAUCACUCCUCUUUUAGAAGCAACUAGUUCUAGUGCACCUGAAGUUACAGCUGAAACAAAAAUUGAUGAAGUAAAUAAAGAUAAAUUAAAUAACGAAACAAAGACUCCUGAAACGCCAAAUAUAAUGCCUACCACUCGAAAAAAUAAAAACAAAAAUAAGAAGAAUACGCAUGAGCAGCAGACAUCAGAAAAGUUGGAUUCGAAAAAAGAAAAAGAGGUAGCCAAGAUUGAUGAUACCGACACCGAAUUAAUAACGAAUAUACCACUCGAUUCAGUUAAGGUAGAAGAACAAAUAAUAGUUCCAAAUUCGCCUAUUCAAUAUGAAAUAAUGGAGCAAGUUAAGUCGUCAAAAAAGAAAAACAAAAGAAAAAAGCAACAUGAUUCUGAAACAUUACAUAAAAAUGAAGAGCAGUCAGAGCAGCCUUAUACCGUUGAUUCUCAAAGUCAGUUAAAUAAAAAAGAUUUAACAGAAGAUUUAAAUAAUCAGAUUACUAAAGAAAAACAAGUUCAGAAUAUUGAAAAGAAAAUAGAGGAAAUCGCGACAAUUGAUAUUAAGCAAGAAGUUCUCAAGGAUCUACCUAUAAGAGAAACAAGCAAAGAAAUUGGUGGCAAAAACAAGAAAAAGAAAAAAGAUAAACGGUUACAGGAAGAAUCACAAAUUUCUCAGAAAAUUGAUAGUAAUGUUGAUAUGCCUACUAAAGAAAUAAAAACAUUACCUACUGAAAUGACAUCAUCUGUUUUACUUGAUCAUGGCGAUAAAGAAGAAAUCUUGAAAAGUUGUGAUAUAUUACAACAACUAGAAGAACAAGUUACAAAAUCUAAAGCUACGAUCGUUAAGCCUGUGGAUAAGAAAAAUGAUAAAAAAUCUAAUCAGUCGUUUAAAGAUAGUUUAUCAAAAGAAGAAAUUAUUACUGAAGAGCCAAUACAGAAAAAUAUUACUUUAUCAGGAACAGAAAUUACUGAUACACCGCAUGAAGUAGAUAAAAAUAUUACGUUAUCAGAAACAGAAUUUAAAGUUACACCUUAUGAAGAUAUAGCUAGUUUUCCAAAAGAUGAAAUUGUUACUGAAAAACCAAUAGAUAAAAUUAUAACUUUAUCAGGGACCGAAAUCACAGAUACAUCGCAUGAAGUAGAUAAAAAUAUCACUUUAUCAGAAACAGAAGUUAAAGCUACACCUUAUGAAGAUACAACUAGUUUUCCAAAAGAUGCGAUUAUUACUGAAAAACCAAUAGAUAAAAAUAUAACUUUAUCAGGAACAAAAAUCACAGAUACACCGCAUGAAGAUACACCUGCUGUAGAAAAUAUAAAAGAAUCGAAUACACUGAAAUCUGAAUUUAUUCCUGCUCCCUCAGGAUCAAUGGGGAAAAAAAGAAAAAAAUCGCCAAAAUUGCCUGUAGAUACAAGAGAAAAAGAAAAAAGUGAACAAAGUAUUCAAGAUAUACAUAAUCAGAGUACUGAGUUAGCAACCGACAUUAAUCAGACGAAAAUGAGUGAUAUACUUCAACCUAUAAUAGUACAAAAUACUAAAAUACAACAAGAAAUUUUGAAAGUUGAUGAUAAUCAAGUUAAGAAGGAGGAUCAAUUUGAACAAAAUAAAGCUGUACUUGAAACUAAUAUAGGUGUUUCGCCCGAAACUAAGAAAGGAAAAAAGGGUAAAAAGACUCCAAAACCACCCAUCAACUUUGAAAAUAUUGGACAUGAAGAGGGAAAACCAGCAACUGAAAACAAAGGUCAAUCUCUUUCAGAAACAGCAAAAGUUAGUGGAGAAGUAUUUUAUGACUUACCAUCAAUUGAAGAAAUAGAUAUCAAGAGCGUUAAAGCUGGUGAGUCGGGAGGAUCAUCUACUGAAAUAACUCCAGAUUGUAUUCAAUAUCCACGCGCUCUAAGUCAGCAAAAUGUUGACAAUAAUAACAAUACAGUUAUACAAGAACUUAUGAUAACAGAAGAAUCGAGAUUACAAGUACCUCAUGUUGUACCUGAUGCGUCUUUUAUGAAAAGUUCAGAAGAGAUAUUAACAUCACCCGAAUCAAAACUUUCUAGCUUAAAAAUAGACUCAACUAUUAAUACUAAAAAAUCUGAUGAAAAACAAGAAAACACUGAUUUGAAAUCUAAAAUGAUAGAAGUUAACCAGGAUAUGGAAGAAUUAAGAUUGUCUAUAGAAAAAUCCCUCGCAGAGUUAACAGCUUUAGAAAAAAGUGAAGAUAAAGUUGAAGUAGGUACGAGUGAAAGUCAAUUUGAUAUUGCAAAAUGUGCAGGAGAUUUUAUUAGUCCUAUUGUAAAUAUUGACACUAAAUCAGAAAAUAAAGAAAGCGACGUCAAAAAUACAAAUAUAAAUAAAGAAAUCGAUGUAAUAUCCUCAAUAGAACCAAAUAAAAUAAUUGAAAAUAUUAGUCUCGAAAAAAAUCCAAUGGAAAGUUCAUCUACAACUAUUGAAAGUAAAGAUGAAACAAAGCCCAUCAUAGAUGAAAAAAUUGUCACUGAUACUAAUGUUUCACCUGAAGUACAUACUUUACCCAUAUGUCAAACGAAAAAAGACCACAAAGGUAAAAACAAAUCGAAAAGAAAAGGUAAACAAGAACAAGGAAGUAUUUCUAAUAAAUCAGAAGGCAGUGAAGCUACUACUAGUGAAAAAAGUUGUUCGGAAACCAGUAAGACAGACAAGAAAACUGAACAAAAAGCUGAAACUUCACAAGAAAAAGGGAAACAACAAUCAAUGAAUACAACCGAAGACUUAAAUAAUGAGACUGGUGCAAGCAAUAGUGAAAUUGAUAAGCAAAAUUUAACCAAAUUUGAGCCCAUAGAAAAUUUUGAAGAUGCAAUGACAUCAAGUAUAGAUGAUGUAAAUAAAACAUUUGAAAUGAUAGCUGAUGAUGCCCAAGAAUCUCAGGUUAACCCGGAGAUUAAUAUUAAAGUGUCAACAAAAGACAAAAACAUAGAACCUAAUGAAAAAAACAACCCUGUUUCGCAGCCAAAAAACUUGCUAGGCCACCCCGAUAUUCCUGUACCAUCGAGUAAAACUGAUUAUAAAAAGGAAAAAAAUAAACCACCAAACGCAAUAUUGGCAAAAGUAAAAAUAAAAGAUUCCGUGCAGAUAGAAAAAAAGAAGCAAUCUAGAGAAUCUCAAACUAAUAAUAUAAAAGAUUUGAUAAAAAGUAAAUCCAACAACGACUCAUUUUCCUCGAUGGUAAAUGAAACCGAUGAAUAUAUAUACAAAUAUACUUUUAGGAAAGUAUAUUUGCCCAAUGUUUGUCAUGUGUGCAAGAAAGAAUUAAAACAAACUAGGGUGUCAUGCAGUUAUUGCAAUUUGUUGUUUUAUUGUUCUCCAAAACAUAAAGAUGAAGACUGGCCCCAACAUCAAGCCCUGUGUUUCGCUGUAUCCACAAUUGGACAUUUAAAAGAUCAAAAAUACAUUUAUGCCGAUGCUAAAAAUAUAACGGGACAUAACUACAGACUACUCAGGAUGCAAAUGAUAGUGUCCUGUGAAAAGGUACUCAAGAGGAAACUGGUACCGUGGGAACAGGAGGUACUGUUGUACCCAAGAAUGUGUUUCGAGAUCACUUGCAGGGAAUGGAGGCAGAAUUUAUUGGUAGACUGCGAUGGGUGUGGGCAGGUAUCGUACUGCCGAGAUCAUCCUGAACAUCUGUCGAGAGCACACCAGCGGUGGUGCAAAUCGUACUCGUUGUAUCAGAAAUUGGUUUGUUACCAACAGACGAAGGGCAGGUUGGAGCCUAAACUUCCAAGCAGGGUGAUGAUUGAUCAUUAUCGUAUACCUGAGAAGAUCAACGAAGUCCUUGCAAUUAUAUACAAAGAUAAAAUUGAUAUGAACGACGUUGAAUAUGCAGCGUUGACUCAGCUAGCCACUGCACCGCUCACGACAGCUUACUGUAAUCAGUUGUAUUCCAGCAAAUUGAAUUCGACAACUGCCAAUGGAGUUAUUAAGAGGUCAUCAUUCACAAUCCACGUGGUGGGAGCCGAGUUGCAGUUUGAAGCGGAUGUGCUCAGCAAAUGGGAAGUGUUUUUUCUGCACCUACGCCCCGACGUACAGGUGCUGAGGAUGGUCCUCAUCGCUCCCGAUCUGAACCCUUCCAAUUUGCCGUUGGACUUGCUUCGGAAAGUCAAGCUGUGCGAUGAUUGUCAACGCAGUAAACGCCAGAUCGUAUUCAAUUUCGAAGAUAAGAAGACAUAUCACCAAUAUUAUGACAGCAUUGACUUCACCUCCCCUGACAUAGUAUGUGCCUUCAACCCCAGCAUUCAAAGAUCGUCAACAUACACCGGAACAGAUCUGUGGUCUUCUACCAUCAAAUGUAUCCUCAAGAUCAAAACUCCUUUUGUCCUAACGGCAUACAGUCUCGACGAACUGCGCAGAGACUUGGCCAGAGUUGAAGAGAUCUGUGGUCAGGACCUGAACAUGGUCGCCGACGCGAGACGCAACCCGUUCGCGAGCGUCAGACCGGACAGGAAUUUUAUUACUGACGACGAGAUGCCAUUGUUGUUUAAGAAUUAUUGUUUUUCUAUUAUCUGCGGUGUUUUUUAAGUGUUUGUUUUUUUUGUUUUUGAAAUAAAGUUGUUGCGAUACUGUUUGUGU